Messenger RNA from Micropterus dolomieu (smallmouth bass), 1753 nucleotides. RefSeq names its product monoacylglycerol O-acyltransferase 2 (gene mogat2). Gene Ontology annotation, cellular component: endoplasmic reticulum membrane. Gene Ontology annotation, molecular function: 2-acylglycerol O-acyltransferase activity; diacylglycerol O-acyltransferase activity. Bases 1 to 1119 code for a protein of 372 amino acids. Gene Ontology annotation, biological process: triglyceride biosynthetic process; diacylglycerol biosynthetic process. The transcript has 7 exons. The record is from RefSeq and is a predicted model, not a curated record. Lineage: Eukaryota; Metazoa; Chordata; Actinopteri; Centrarchiformes; Centrarchidae.
AUGUCUUGCUACAUCACUCCACGGCUGGGCACCGCAAGGAAAAACAGCCCCGCCCGCCUGCUCAGCAUCCCCUGCAGUGCCACCACUUGUCUGUCCCCUCUUGUGGAAAACAUGAAGGUUGAUUUUGCCCCCUUGGACAUGCCGUUGGACAGGAGACUGCAGACAGCUGCGGUGCUGCAGUGGGUCUUCUCCUUCCUUGGCCUGGCACCCAGCUGCAUCUUCCUGUUCUUUUACCUGCUGUUCACUCGCUUCUGGCUGAUCAGUGUGCUGUACGCUGUCUGGUGGUUCUUUGACUAUGACACUCCUGCACGUGGCGGCCGCAGGGUGCCCCUUUUGUGCGGCCUCAGACUUUGGGAAUACAUGAGGGAUUACUUCCCCAUCAAGUUGGUGAAGACAGCUGACUUGGACCCCAGGCACAACUACGUCCUGGGCUUCCAUCCCCAUGGCGUGCUAGUGGCAGGAGCCUUUACCAACUUCUGCACCUAUGCCACAGGCUUCAAACAACUGUUUCCCGGCCUCACCAGCUACCUGCUCAUGUUGCCCGUUUGGUUCAGAGCCCCAUUCUUCAGAGACUACAUCAUGUGUGCAGGUCUGAUUCCUUCAGACAAAGAGAGCGCCAGCUAUCAGCUCCGCCGAAAGGGUGGUGGUAAUGCUGUUGUAAUAGCAGUCGGUGGGGCCCCAGAGGCCCUUGAUGCCCACCCUGGGAGCUACAAUGUACUCUUGGCCAAGAAGAAAGGCUUCAUCAAAAUGGCCAUGGAGCACGGUGCUCAUCUGGUGCCAGUCUUCUCCUUUGGCGAGAAUGAAUUGUUUGAACAAGUGAAAAACCCAAGAGGAACCUGGCUUCGUUGGAUACAGGAACGGCUGCAAAGCAUCAUGGGUAUCUCGUUGCCUCUCUUCCACGGACGUGGCAUUUUCCAGUACUCCUUUGGUCUCAUACCCUACAGAAAACCCAUCAACACAGUAGUUGGACGGCCAAUUAGGGUGGAGAGGAAUGAGAAGCCAACGGCCGAGGAACUUGAUGCUCUCCACCAGCUGUACAUGGAUGAACUCAGCAAUCUAUUUGAGGAACACAAAGGCAACUAUGGAGUGGAUAAGGACACACACCUGAACUUUGUGUAAAGUAGACUGAUGGAGUGGAUUAAAAUGCCUAUUUAUUUGUUAACCCCUUAACACCGAUUGUCGCAAAUUCGCAUCACACCUCUUCCUUUCAGACUGCAGCUGAGAUGGCGUAUGUAUUUCCCCAAUGCCUGUUUGCGCACAUUCAAUACAUACCUGGGAACCGUUUGCAAGCACUGGUUUCUCGUUUAUGCCUGUUGUCACUAAUUUGCAUCAUACCUAUUUUGUAUUUUUUGAAGGGGUGAAGCUGUGGUGCUGCGAGCUCAGAUAAAUGUACCCUUUGAUUGGCUCUGUAAGCCUGACUUUGCUCUCUCUCUCUCUGUUAAUUAAAUAUGAAUAUUGUUGUUGGUAAUAAUUAUACUGGUUCUGCAACAAGACACACUGCUGUUUCUGAUAAGCUCGGAAUCAACUACUGUGUAAAAGAAAAUCAAACACAAUGCAAAUGUUUAUGUGUCCACCGAAAGCUGGCUCUUCAUUCAGACUGCUGUCACUUUUCAGAGCUGUGUAAGAAAUUGUUCAGCUGGAUCGCCCAGUUGUGGCAUCUGUCUGGGGUUAUGGAUUUUGUGCAACAUCUUACACUUUCUCAAACAGUCAUAGAGUUGAAUUUGGGUUACAACAUCAUUUGGGGCGACUGUCA